Anopheles marshallii is the source of this 4422-nucleotide messenger RNA. RefSeq names its product mucin-4. The transcript is spliced from 7 exons. The record is from RefSeq and is a predicted model, not a curated record. Lineage: Eukaryota; Metazoa; Arthropoda; Insecta; Diptera; Culicidae. Gene Ontology annotation, cellular component: nucleus; chromocenter. Gene Ontology annotation, molecular function: DNA binding; chromatin binding. The coding region runs from base 1 to 4422 and encodes 1473 amino acids.
AUGGCUGCAGCCCGGCCAGAAAAUGGCAACAAGCAGGCCACCUCGACGCUUCAGUCGAUGCAACGUCCAAAACCGCCCCACCAGCCAGCACAACCUCCCCCGUCACCCUCCGUACCAAACCGCUAUCCGACGAUCUUCCUGAACGCACGGAAACAGGUCGCCCGGUCCCCAGUGCCCCACGUAGUACGCCGGCUAGCCCCGGCCCAACCACGCCGCCAUGUCCCUGCGGUCCCAUCGGUACUCACCGGCAACGUUAAUGGCGGCGCGGCGGUACUCAUCAGCGCGGAUAAUCUACGCCGCACCGUGUACGCAACGGUUCCUUCCGUGUCACUGCACGCGACCACUGGCGGUGCCAACGGGCUGGCAAACACAAUCGUAAGCUUUGCGGGAAAACAGGCGAUCACCAUCCCAGUACAGUCACCGAAUGAUCUAGCAUCGGCGGUACGGCCCACAGUUCCUACGCCACCCGCUACCAUUUACAAACUGGUAAACGCGACCAGCGGUGGCCCAAUCGGACGGAAACGGAUGCCACAGCUCGCACCCAAACCGGUAGCGAAAAAUGGUGAGCAACCGUUUUUAACUUCCCAGCAGCAGCAUGAACAGAAAACUAUGGUCAGCGCACCGAAUGCCUCUACCGUGCAGUACAAUAAUGCUCCCGGUUGGCGACGGAUUCUACGCAAUAAAGUAAUCGUUUACAUUAGCCCUUCCAAUAUUGUGCUUCACAAUUACGAGCAGGUAAAGGAAUAUUUGCUGUCUUCCGGUACGUGCAAAUGUGGUUUGCCGUGUCCGUUCAAUCCGGAACUAUUCUUUCAAUUUGACGCACAGAUUCCCAACAUGACGAUGGCUUCAAACAACCGAGAAGUAUUAUGUGCACACCUUCAGCGAGCCAUAACCGGACCGGAGCGUUUGAAACGACUGCACGAGGAAACGACACCAUCCGAGAACACCGCCCAGGAACCGGCGGUACAGAAUGCUAUUCUGCUUAAAACGCCCCCAUGGCGGAAAAAUGUUCCUAUGACGGUUUCUUCGCCCCAAACGACACCCGUAUCAGAAAUUGCUUUAAACUCAACGCCUAUUGCGCGGCUCAGCAAGCCAAGCGAUGUGAUAGGCGCACCAUUCGCACGAUCCCCGUCCGAUGCGAACGUGAACCAGAGUGCUCGGGAUAGUCCAGAACAGAAGAAACCAACCUUCAAGGAUGAUCCAACCGGCUACCUGAACCAGCAGACCGCCAUCCUGCACAGUUCAAUUUCGUUCCUGCAUUCACCCGAUCGCCGGUCGCCUUUGCCGUUGGUCGGUGGGCUUAGCCCUAAACUGGGCUCGACAAGCCCGAUCACAAAACCAUCACCACCGAAGGAAGAUGGGAGUGCGAUCAUAAGCCGCCAGCGGACGGUAAAUCGCAACAUACCGAAUGCAGUUGGGUCACAUCCGACGACAGAACCGCAGGCAAAAAUUACCUCCCUUACAGGGGUGGUAAAGUACGAAACAAAACCGCCGUGCGUAUCCACAAAAUCAUCAUCACCGGCCAGUGCCAGCAGUAUUAAAUCGUCCGGUACGCCUAACGCGUCCAAAUCUCCACUCCCGAUAGCUCGCCUAGCGACCAGUGAACGGGGAAGAAUGGCUUACUAUGUGAAAGCGAACAAUGCGAUCCGCGCACCGCACGGUACGGAUCAAUGUUCAUCACCAAAGGUGCCAAAGAUGAUCCAUUCGCCCGCCGGUGAAUCGCUACCGUGUCCGAUAACGGCCACCACCACGACGACGACCACAACGAUAGCGCGAACGAACCCAAUCACAGCACCGACCACAACCGGGACGAUGUUCGUACCGACGCGCUCGUCGCACGUUAUCAAUGCGGGUGGUGCACAAAUAGUCGUCAUCGAUGGUUUGCAGCAUUCGGCCAUCGGUACCGGUACGGAGUUGCCAGGACGGGUGCGCAUUGGUGGGUUCGCUCCGGUACGUCACCAGAUCCAACCGGCCACGCCCGGUAUGGUGCCGUCCGUGUCGAAACCGGCCAUCCAUCAGCAACCGACCGUCGUCAAUUACAGUCUAGCGCGUGCACCGAACGGAACGGCAACAGUGCCGGUUCCAGUAAGUGCAUUGUCCACAACAACAAUGCCAACCACCACUACCGGUACGAUGCUUCUGAACGGUACGAAUAUUAUUCACCUAAGCAAUGGGUUGUCAGCGCCCACGUUUCACGGUGGUUUGCUUGCUCCCGAUGCGUCUAACCAGACUGGCACAAAUCCCUGCCUUCAUCAGGUUAGUCCAACAGCAAACAAAACUUCUCUAACGCUGCCGAACGGCACACUCGGUCUAGCUGCCGGUUCGACGGUCGUACUCAAUCCCACCACAAGCAUUCGGUUUGCCGACAAUACCAGCUUCACAACACCAGGUGGCUUCUCGACCGCAUCCAACACCUACCACUACAGCCCAUGCACAACCGUACAGGGGACGGACACGGUCAGCCUGGAUGUAACCGGUGCGCGGAAGGUAAAACGGCAGAUAAAACCCCUCAAUGGCACAACGAGCAGCUUAGCGAGUGGACUGGUGCUACCGGCAUCAUCGGUAGCGACACUGGGCCAACCACAACCGACCACGUUCCAGCAACAGCUGCAACCGGGACCAUUCGUACAGAUUGCCUCACCGUACGGUGGCCUGCAGAACAUUCAGCUCGCCUCGAGCCUAUCGGGCAUUACCGUGGUACCGGUAUCGAAGGCAACUCCACUCGUGCAACAGCAUCAACCUCACCAGCAACAACACCAUCAGCAACCGUACGGUUUGCUUGGUCAAACGCAAACCAUCCUUCUGCCGGCUGGCAGCAUGGUCAUGGCAUCGGAUGCAAACACCGCAACGGCUACGUUGCUGCAAAUACAGAACAUGGCACCGUGCGGUGGUAAUGCACCGCUACUAGCCGGCCAAACCGGACUCGUCCUUCGCCAACCGAAACCACAGUCCACCGCCGGAUUCAUCUCGACCGUGGGCCAACAGUCGUACCUGAUCGGUGCUAAUGGAACCACCGGUACGGCACGCGCGCCCACCGUUACCCAACGUUGUCCGCUAGUGAACACCAGUACCGGUACUGCGCUCUUCGGUAACGGCGGUGGUCUCGGUAUCGUUACCGCCACCCCUUCGCUACCAGUCGCUAACCUUACGAUGCAGCAACCGCAACAACUUUCGCUUGUGCCACCCACCCCUACGAACCGUACAGAUCCGGCACCGCAAACACCGUCAAAGCUAGUCGAUGGUACAACCAAUCUUACCAACACUGUUCUUGUGCAUCCCGACAUCACAACACCCCACAAUAAUCAACCGGAAUGUAGCGCGGAAAAUGGGAAUGAAACAAAACCAGUUGGUGGAGAUGGUGUGACGGGACGUACCGAGCUUAAAGGGAAUCAUUGUGUUUCCAUCUCCGAAACCGAGGUGCCUGGGAUGGCGUUCACGCUGAAGGGUCCGCUACUUGCAGAACAGCAGAAAAAGCAGCAGGGUGUUGGUCCUUUGGCCGAAUCAUCGAAUCGCACCGGAAGGAUCGUUUCACCGGCAUCCGGAGGUCGUGCGGGUAGCAUCGGGUUCGUACGCCGUGGACCAUCGGUACAGGCUGUUGUGAGUAAGCUGGACCGUGGCAAGUUAAGUAUCGCUAUACCACCGACCACGACCGAAGGAUCUACGUGCCUACUGACGGAUGUACGCCCGGAGCAAAGCUAUGACGGUAACGCUGCGUUGAGUCAAAAAUCUUGCAUCAAAAGCCGCACCAAGCGACGUUUGCUGCGGGGUCAGAACGAUGCGGACGAUCUGUUGCCGGACGAACCGAAGGAACAGCAACGGGCGGCCACGUGUCAGUUUCGCGUAGGCGAUCUGGUUUGGGGUGCGGUACGUGGAUUUCCGGCCUGGCCCGGUAAGGUGCUCCCGACGCCAACGACGACGGCUGUUGGUUGCCAGGAAGCGUUAAAAGCAUCAACACUCGCCGAUGCUACGGUUUCACCACCACCGAGCGCUGAAUCUACACCGGACGCAAAUGUGCCACAGCAGGGCCACGUAUGGGUACGGUGGUUCGGUACGGGACGUGCCAGUGCGGAACGGGUCGAGAUUGGCACGCUGCAGAGCCUUUCCGAGGGUCUGGAGAUACAUCACCGAGCACAAAAGGAUGCGAGAAAGAGCCGUAAAUUAAACGCACAGCUCGAACAAGCUAUACAGCAAGCGAUGCAGGAGCUGGACCAUGCGGCAACGUCGUCCGGGUUUAACCGAACCGGCUCCGGUCUCGACAAACAGCGGCGCCGUCGGCACCAACGACGCCAACCGACCUGUAAGCGGCAUCGUACCGGUAUCACCGGCAAUAACACUACCGGCAGCGUCAACAGCAACAUGUGCAAUAGAAAAGGCGCUAGUAUGCGGUAUUUGCGCGGUAACAAAUUUAAAGCCAAAUCGUAA